This is a messenger RNA of Botrytis cinerea B05.10, 833 nucleotides long. RefSeq lists its product as hypothetical. The record is from RefSeq and is a predicted model, not a curated record. Lineage: Eukaryota; Fungi; Ascomycota; Leotiomycetes; Helotiales; Sclerotiniaceae. The transcript has 3 exons. The coding region runs from base 13 to 210 and encodes 65 amino acids.
GCUCGGAACUGUAUGGUUGCAUGCAUGUCGAUGCUUUCAAGAUGUGUACCUUACGGAUCAUUGGAUUCAUCGACCGCCUUGGGAUCUAAACGAAGAUUUACCAGAAACGUUACAAUCUGCAAGACGCCUCGGAAAAGGAGCACAUUUGGAAUUGUAAGCAACAAGAAUCGUAUACAACACGAUCAGAUCCACCAUCACGACAACUUCUAAUGCUCACCGAAGGAUUCGAAAAGUAUUUCAUUACUGUAAUAAUUCUACCACUCACCUGUCUUCCCACACGCGUUGAAGCUCCUGGCCGAAGAGGCAAAUGACCAUUGUGGAAUACACAUUGCAUUCGGAUCAUGAUUAUUGCCAUUUCGGUCAUCACCUCUCCGCGCUCCUUACUCAAGAAAUAAUCGGAAAUGCUUAGAUUUGAAAGAAAGAAGAAAGAACACAUAUGACGUUGCCACGAGUUUGGGAUUUGCUUACAUGGCCGGCAGCGACACAGUAACCUUAACUCGAAAUGCGAAGAAAGAUUAUUCGCCAUUCAUCUUAUUCUUUUUGCGUGCCAAUCUUUCUUCUCAUGACGGCUUAUGUUGCUUGGUAGGUAUUGAGGCUGGAGAUAGACUGUAGAUGUGGCUGACGACUGAAAGCUGUUUGAAAAUGAUGUUUACAAUGACAUAAGAUUUUUCAUGGCUAUAAUACGAAAUCCUACUCAAAGCCAAGCAAUGUUAGUUGGCCGUAAGUCUCGAGUGACUGUACCUCUAUGCUUUCAAUGUGCGAAAUAAUACUUGUUGUAGUAUACUCGGGGCGUUUGUCUCAAGCGCCUUAUGGUCGAAGAGAUUAUCAAUUUG